AUGAAUUGCUUCGUGUGUUUUCCAUCCCAUGGGAAGAAAGCUUCUGACAAGACAAAUGGCCGGAGGAAAGGAGAGUUGUCAAGAGAAGUAGCCGUUGCACCAAAGCCAAAGCCUGAAAAUCAAAAGCCAAAGGUUGCACCAAUUGGAACAACAAAAAAUAAUGAGGACAAUAAAGAAAAUGGGCACGGCAACAACAACAUUGCUGCACAAACUUUCACAUUCAGAGAAUUGGCCACGGCAACAAAGAAUUUCAGACAAGAAUGUCUGGUGGGUGAGGGUGGAUUUGGAAGAGUUUACAAGGGGAGACUGGAGAAGACUGGCCAGGUUGUGGCAGUCAAGCAACUUGACAGGAAUGGAUUGCAGGGAAACAGAGAGUUUCUUGUUGAGGUUUUGAUGUUGAGCCUCUUACACCAUGGAAAUCUUGUAAAUCUGAUUGGUUACUGUGCUGAUGGAGAGCAGAGACUUUUGGUGUACGAGUACAUGUCAUUAGGAUCUCUGGAGGAUCAUCUACUUGAUCUACAACCAGGGCAAAAGCCAUUAGAUUGGUUCACAAGAAUGAAAAUAGCUUUAGAUGCUGCAAAGGGUUUAGAAUAUUUGCAUGAUAAGGCCAAUCCCCCUGUCAUAUAUCGUGAUUUGAAAUCCUCCAACAUCUUGCUGGACAAGGAUUUCAAUGCCAAGCUUUCUGAUUUUGGAUUAGCCAAGCUUGGACCUGUUGGGGACAGAUCGUCAAGGUUGAUGGGAACAUAUGGGUAUUGUGCCCCCGAGUAUCAAAGAAUAGGCCAACUCACAGUGAAGUCAGACAUUUACAGUUUCGGAGUUGUUUUGUUGGAGUUGAUCACCGGAAGAAAAACCAUCGACACCACGAGGCGUAAUGAGGAGCAAAAUCUUGUCACUUGGGCAGAACCAGUAUUUAAGGAUCCUCCAAGGUUCCCGGAACUAGCCGAUCCACGUCUUGAGGGACAUUUUCCAGUGAGAGCACUACAGCAAGCAGUAGCAGUAGCAGCCAUGUGUCUCCAAGAGGAACCAUCUGUUCGUCCCUUGAUCACUGAUGUUGUCAGUGCUCUGGGUGUUCUUGGAACCUGCUGUCCAGAUGCAGGGGCCACAUCUUUUGAUAAUCCUUCUCCUUCUCCACCGUCCGAUCAUAUCAUGAUCAGUGCAAAUGGGAUUGUUCAUGAUGACGAAAGCCUAAGGGAACGACAACGAGCUGUGGCAGAAGCCAUAGAAUGGGGUUCAACUUCAAGGCAUAAUGCAUCCCGGUGUGGAAGUACUUCUUCUGUGUAA
This is a messenger RNA of Corylus avellana, 1281 nucleotides long. RefSeq names its product putative serine/threonine-protein kinase PBL26. NCBI's taxonomy places the organism in Eukaryota, Viridiplantae, Streptophyta, Magnoliopsida, Fagales, Betulaceae. The record is from RefSeq and is a predicted model, not a curated record. Gene Ontology annotation, molecular function: ATP binding; protein kinase activity. Gene Ontology annotation, biological process: protein phosphorylation.